Polypterus senegalus (gray bichir) is the source of this 4353-nucleotide messenger RNA. RefSeq names its product dynein beta chain, flagellar outer arm-like. The coding region runs from base 1 to 4353 and encodes 1450 amino acids. Lineage: Eukaryota; Metazoa; Chordata; Cladistia; Polypteriformes; Polypteridae. The transcript has 29 exons. The record is from RefSeq and is a predicted model, not a curated record.
AUGGACGAAGUAGCUCCCUGGUUCCAGUUAAGAAUCACUUCUUCCCUGCGUCCCAAGGCUGAUGAGAUGAAGGCUUUCUUAAGCAGCACUAAUUACAGUGGUCGGAGUUGCCUUGCAGAGUUCAUCAGAAAUGAAGACAUCCGAAAACUCUUUGUUUACUUGAAGUUUGCCAAAGGUCCUAUUCAAGCUUCUUUGAUUCCACCCAAAGCACUUGAGAGCAAAUGCAUGUGUCUGAUAAAAUCCAGAUCUGCACUCAAGCUGACAGCUGAAAACAUAGGCCAGCAUGUGAUGCUAUUUGAGUCUAGCAAGUCACCUCUGAAGCACCUAGAUGUACUUCUGCAACAAGUUUUCUUACCACUUCUGUGUGCAGGUCUCCCUGUAUGGCGACCCUUAGUUGUUAAUGCUGAUAGAUUGCUUGAUGCCACUCAUAAAUUUGUGGGCCAACUGGAAAUGAUAAGAGGCCAUGUUAAGGGUCACAUUGUGCUUCCUAUUCCACCUGUCAAAGUGCUGCAGAGGACAACUCCUAAUGCAAACCAGACCACGGUCAUUCAUGUGCUGGAAUCAGCAGUCAUUGGGUGGAUCAAGCAAGUCAAGGUGGUUCUGAACUAUGAUGCCCUGGCAGAGCUUGAGAAGCAUGGCACAGCAGCUGGAAUUUAUCAGGAAGAGGCAGUGUGGGAGAAACACAUCCAGGACCUGCACUCGUUAAAUGCCCAGUUAGAUUCAGAAGUGGCUAGGGAAAUUCUUUCCAGUCUGGAGCUGGCUGACAGCAUGUAUGGACGCUCUUUUAAGAAUGUGAGGAAGGAUAUUGAAAAGGCUCUUUUCCAGGCAGAAGAGAACCUGCAGUAUCUCAGCACUUUGCUCCGCUGGUGUGAACCUCUAAAACUUGCUGACAGUGUGUCUGAGAUUCUCAAGUAUUUUCCUCCACUGCUGCACACUUUGUUCCUGAUUUGGAUGCACUCAAGCUACUAUCACCAGCCAAAAGUUUUCAUCCAUCUUGUAAAACUGCUGUCCACAGAAGUCAUAAGCAUUGCUGCUGGGAUUGUUGGGGGUGAUCUACUUAGGGAGCCUUCACAGUCAUACAAGCAAUUGAAAAGUGCUCUGAAAGUGUGUGCGACAUUCAGAGGAACCUACCUUGAUGUUAAGGCCAAGGCAGACGAGAUGAACACCAAGAAAAUAGAAGAGCACAUUCAUCACAUGUCUUCAAUUCCCACAGAUGCAUUGUGGAGUGCUAAACUCUAUGGUCCUCUAUCAGCAAAGUACAGCCUUCGGGGAUGGCAGUUUCCAGGUCAAGAAAAAGAUGGCAAAAAUGACAAAUGGGUGAAUAGCCCAUGGCCUUCUCACGGUGCAGAUUGCUUCAAUAGAAUUAACUUUUUCAUGGAAAGGUGCAAUGAUGUUCUGGAGCUAGUGGAAACCAUCAAGCAUUUCCAGUUACUGGAGACAGUAGCACGAAUUGGUGGGACUGGAAGUGACAGUCAGGAUGCAAUGGUGCAAGAGAUCCAUGAAACCUAUUGUAGGGCUAUGGAUGUGUUUACCAGAAAGAACGGGGACAUCCUAUUCACUGAGAGUAACCAGUCCUUUGAAAAAGCCUUCUUUGACUUCAGAAUAACUAUUAAGGAGUUGGAAUUCCAGAUAGCAGAGGUCCUCCAAAGUGAUUUUCAACAGACACCUACUAUUGGAGCACAGCUGAGAUUACUGCAGGUUUUUGAAGGGAUUAGUGGCAGGGAUCUUGUCCAGAAACAUUUAAAAGUCAAAGAACAGCAGCUUUUAUCAAUGCUGAUUGAUGAGGUGACACAGGUGAAGUCCUCCUACCAGGAAAUGUGUCGGAAUGCUUGUGGGCGCUCUCUUGCGCCACCCACAGUCAAUAAGCUGCGCUGCUUGAAGGGCUUACAGGACAGGAUCUCGGAGCCAAUGCACAAACUGAAAGAUGUUCUGCCUCAUUCUUUGAAAGGCGAUUUUGGCUGGAAACUCAGACAUUUGUACUCCGACACUAUGGAAGAGCUGCAAAGGUAUGAGAAAGAAACAAUGGACUCCUGGUUACAGACUGCUGAGAUGGACCUAAGCCAAGCAAUUAAGAAGCCUUUAUUGGUUAUUUCUGAUAAGAAAGAUGAACUAGAAGAUUCUCCAUUCUCUGUAGAAUUGAAUCUGGAUCCAGAUUUUGUUCUGCUGCUACGAGAGGCCAACUACUUCCGCCAGGCUCCAUUUCAUAUACAUUUACAUGAAUCUGUAGAAACAUUUUUGAAAAAUGAACAUGUGAAUCGGCUGUGGGAACAAGCUGCCAGGUUGGAAACUGUCCUUUGCAAGUAUAAUGAAAUAACGAGAAACAUCCAUGACUAUGAAAAGGGGCUUCUGGAGAACAUGCUUUCUACGGCCCAGACGCUGCUGCAGAGUGGACUGAGCAUCUACACAUGGAAUACAGAGAGCAGUGCUGAUUUCAUCGAGCAGGCAUCGUCUCUUAUAUGUACUGACCUCUACUUCACAUUCAGCACAGUGAGGAACAACUGCUUGGAGAUCUUGACUCUUUCCAACUCCUGGUCUCAAGGGCGACUGGACAUAUUUUGCAGCAGGAGCACAAGGGAACCAGCUUCGAUGGAAGAAUUACUGCAAGAGCAAGGGACCGUGGAGAGUGCCUUGAAAAGACAAAUCAUCUCAGAUGGUCAGAGAAUUCAUCAACUGAUUGGACAAUCUUUUAAAGCAGUAAGCAUCAGUGAGGCUUCACCUGCUUGGCAGGGCUUCACGGAACACAUGGACAUCCUCGUUCUGCAAGGGCUAAAGCGGGUUACACUGAGUAGCCUUGCUUCCAUGCUGAACUUGCUGUUAGAAGAACAGGUACCCAUUCUGCAAAUCCAUGUUGACUUGGUUGAUGGCAAUGUGGCAUUUUCUCCUCCUCUGGAUGAAAGUACAGCUGAGCAGAGUGUUUUAGAACAUGUACGUGCAUGGCUAAAGGCUUUUCUACUCCGAGGUGCUCUGGUGACCAUGAUCUCUUCAACUACUCAGGGAGGCUACCAUGAAUAUGUGGCAGCCGAUAAAGAGAUCAUUCAGUUAGUUGGCCAUAUUAUGGACAAGGUGCAAGAUGGGUGUUCCAGCUGCCAGGCAACUCUGGAUGUUUUAAGUGAAUUUUCAUACUUGUGGAAGAAAGAUGUGAACUCUUCCUUCAGGGACUUUCUGAAUGGCUUUGGGAGGGUGAAAUCUACUAAUCCUGCUCGGUUUGCUGACUCCAGCUUUUUGAUGGACUUUGCAGACACACUGAGUGAUCGAUCAUUUAGUAGACAGAGCAGCAGCCUGAGGUCCCAGAGCACAUUGUUGAUUGAAGCUGAAAGAGCCUUCCUAAUGCCGUCAGAUGCCAAACCAAAUGCAGAAGUUUCCCUUUUGGAGGAUUUUGAUGCUGAACUCUCUGCCCACCGGAUCGACCAAGACAAGAUAUCAAAACUUCAGGACUGGGUAGACAUUGGCUGGAUUCAGGUUGACUUUCGCCCCAUCAAGCAAAUAUUGCUGUCAUAUUCAUUUAAGUGGAUGUGGACAUUUGCCAGAUAUUUAACAGACAAGGUGACAGAUACCCUGAAGAGUCUGGAUGCUUUUCUGAAAAGGACAGAGCCUCACAUUGAGGGUAUCACAGGAGAAGAGAGGGACACAGGGUUUUUUAUGAGCAUGAUGCGACUUUUCAAUGAGGUGUCUGCAAAACAAACAGAAAUGGAAGGGCAGUUUUUUGUUAUGCAGAAAACGUUAAAAUUGCUUGAAAAAUAUGAUGUUAAACUCCCGGUGGAAAUCCAGGCUCUGUUCAAGGCAAUCCCUAGCCGUUGGAACAAUCUGAAAACCAAGAUCUCACUGGCAAAACAGCGCCUAAGUCCAAAGAUUCACCAAGAAUCUGAGAGAAUCAAUAAGGAUCUCUCAAGUUUUGCUGAAAGACUUAACCAACUUAAAGAAGAAAUAGAUGUAUCUGAUGUUUAUAUGAGAGACUGCUUGCUUCAAAAUGCCUACGUAAGGAUUAAGAAGUUCACUAAGCAAGUAAAAAGUCUGCAGCAAGAAGCAAAAGAUCUCAAGGAGCUGCAAGAGCUUCUUGAGGCCACAAUAGUGGACUUUGCCACAUUAAAUGAAUGUCAGAGCACUGUAAGGAAUCUCACCUUAAUGUGGCAGGCUGUUGAAGUGAUUAGAAAACAGCAAAAUGGCUGGAAGUUGCAACCCUGGCAAGUUAUUGACACAGCCCAGCUUAUCCAAAGCACAGAGGAGCAGCUCAACCUGAUCAAAUCUCUCUCACGAAAGGUGCAAGGCUGGGAUGUAUACACCGGGACCAUGGAAUCGGUUAAUGUUAUACAGGAGGAUUUCAAUAAACCUGCAGCUGACCUUGCCUCUGAUUAA